UCUUGUCAUCUUUUGCUUAAAAAAAUUGAAGAAUUGUAAUGGCCUACAGUAAAGGAAUAUUUUGUAUAAUUUUUCUAUUUUGCAGCUUUGUUGCUGUAACAAAUAGUCAAAAGAUCGUGAUAGACCUUCAUGAAGAAAACUGGAGUGAAAUUUUGAAGGGAGAAUGGCUGGUAGAAUUUUAUGCUCCUUGGUGUCCAGCAUGCAAGGCUCUUGUCCAGAAAUGGAAGGAGUUAGCUCAAUUAGGACCAGGAUUAGGUAUUAAAAUUGGAGCUGUAGAUGUUACUACUUCACCAGGACUAAGUGGUAGAUUCAUGGUCACAGCUUUGCCCACAAUAUUUCAUGUCAUAAAUGGUGAAUUCAGACAAUAUAAAGGUCCCCGAGACAUAAGUUCAUUCACAUCAUUUGUAGAGGACAAGAAAUGGGAGCAAGUAGAACCAGUUCCUAGUUGGAAAUCUCCAAAUUCAAUUCAGAUGAGUGUUGUAUCUUCUUUCUUCAAAUUAUCUCAAUUACUCAGACAAAUUCAUAACAAGCUUACAGACGACUAUGGUUUACCAACGGUUGCUUCAUAUUUGAUUUUUGCCAUUGCGACCAUUAUCUUAGGUGCCCUUCUAGGAUUGAUUUUAGUGUGUGCAAUAGAUCUUAUAUUCCCACCAAAACAUAUAAUAUUAACACAGAACAAAAAGGAUGAAAAGGAUAGUGAUAAUGAACUGAAUGAUGAAGAUAUCAGAGAUGAUCUCGUAGACGAUGCUAGUCAAUCCGGAGAUGGCGCUAAUUCAGACUCUGAUUCUGAACCUAAAAAUUCUCCUAUUAAAAGGAAACCAAGGAAACGCAGGACAGUUUUAACCUCCUAGAAAUGAAUACAUAACAGACUCAUAGGAUAUCAAGAAACGUGUGUAAAAUUUUUACUACUCAGCAAUUAUCACUAAUAUCAGCCACGCGUGGAUUAGUAGUAUGAUGAAGUUUCCUCUUUUUUCUUAGAUUGUUCUAGAGGACAAUACUAAACUUUCGGAAAAUUGAAAAAUAUUUAUUUGUAUUAUUAUAAUAAAUUAAAUCAUAACCUUAUACUAAGAGGCUUUGUUUAUCUCAAUUAUUUUAAUACUAGCCCUGUGAAGCUAUUCCUAAAAAUUUAACAUGCAUCUUGAAGACUUGUAUUCAAAUUCACAUUUUUCAAUUUUUUUUACUUAAUGAGUUAAUGAAACUGUCAGUAUUUUUUGUAAAUGCACGGUUUGAAAUGUAGACGAUAUAUUAUUGUUAUGUUUUCACUGAAGAAUGUUAAAUUCUUGUUGUGACAUUUUAUAAUAUACAGGACGGGAUGCCUAAGAAAUGAACAUAAAAAAUGUACAUUUUGCAAAUCAUAGAAUACACUUGUUUUGGUAGGUAGAUCGUUAGUAGUGCAAGUCUUAUGUACAGCAUUUAAACAUAAAAUAUUCCAAAGGAAAUAAAACAAUAAUUCUAAUGAGAAAUAAAGACAUUUUCUGACAUUAAAAUGAAGAUUGUAAUCUAUUCAAAAAAUGGAUGGUUCCUUCAACUACAUCACUUACUAAUGGCUUAAAAACAACAUCCAUUUCAGUAUCUUAGAUGCUUGAACUAUCAUAAAAUGAUCUUGCAUAACUGGUGUUAUCUAUAUCAAAAACCUUCGAUAGUCUUCAGUUUGAGUUCUUCUAAAUUUUGGACCCUUUCAUGAAUUUUCGCAACAGAAAAAAAAUUUGGACGUAAGUCCACAGAACAAGGUGAUCCCUUAAUAGAUAUUAUCAAAAUUGUGCGCAUGACAACUAUCAUGGUUCAUCUGUGUCCAACAGUGGCAUAUACUAAACAUUUCUCAAAUACAUCCUGGUGCUCCUAUCGUCUAAGCAAUAUUUAAAGUAAAGAUUCUUCUUUUGGUGCACUCCAUUAUUAGAUAAGAGGUCUGUCUUUUCUUAAUCGUUGUUAUAAGUUCUAAUUAUCUGUGUAUCCUGUUUAAUACUGUUUGUUUCGUUGUUGUGUAUCCAUGAUAUUUUAAUUAUUUUGCGAUGAAGCCACAUUUCAAAGCCGUCUUUUUCUAGCUGUCUUAGUAUUUAAUUUUAUUGCCCAGACUUUAACUCAAUACAGAAGGACUGACUAACCGUAGCAUUUAAUAACUUUAAUUCGGAUGUCUAAGCUUUGUUGUCAGUUAUAGACAGUUUGCUUCCAUUUAUUGUUCAUGUUCCCAGAACAUUCUAUUAGUAUUUUUAUUUCUGUGAGAUGUACUCCUAAGUAUUUAAAUUUGUGAACAUGUUAUAACUGUGUGUUAUUUAGGUCAAUGUGAAAGUUUUAUCCGUUUUCAUAAUUACCAUUUAA
Molecule: messenger RNA, 2316 nt
Organism: Diabrotica balteata
Lineage: Eukaryota; Metazoa; Arthropoda; Insecta; Coleoptera; Chrysomelidae
Source: the annotation of a GenBank genome assembly